Messenger RNA from Strigops habroptila (Kakapo), 2104 nucleotides. RefSeq names its product mitochondrial ribosomal protein L19 (gene MRPL19). The coding region runs from base 16 to 870 and encodes 284 amino acids. Gene Ontology annotation, biological process: translation. The transcript has 6 exons. Lineage: Eukaryota; Metazoa; Chordata; Aves; Psittaciformes; Psittacidae. The record is from RefSeq and is a predicted model, not a curated record. Gene Ontology annotation, cellular component: mitochondrial large ribosomal subunit; ribosome. Gene Ontology annotation, molecular function: structural constituent of ribosome.
CCGCGCGCAUGCGCCAUGGGGCCAGCAGCGGCCGCAGCUGUCAUGGCAGCCGCCUGCGGGAGGCUGGUGCCGCGGAGCGCCGCGGUUCGGGUCGCCUUGUCCCGCAGGUGUUUUUCUUCCUCGGGGUGUCGAACGGACAGCGAUGGAAAGCCGGCAAAAUUUCAGCCGCCUCCAAAGCCCGUCAUUGUUGACAAGCAGAAGCAGCAAGAGGAGAGGAGGUUCCUGAGCCCUGAAUUUAUACCUCCCAGAGGGAGAACAGAUCCUUUUAAAUUCUAUAUAGAAAGGAAGGAUAUGAUACAGAGAAGAAAAGUCUUCAACAUCCCCGAGUUCUAUGUUGGCAGCAUCCUUGCUGUUACUACUGCAGAUCCGUAUGCCAAUAACAAAACCAACCGGUUUGUAGGCAUCUGCAUUCAAAGAGGGGGAAAAGGACUUGGUGCUACCUUUGUUCUUCGGAAUGUUAUAGAAGAUCAAGGUGUUGAAAUACGUUAUGAACUGUACAGUCCUCGAAUCCAGUCGAUAGAGGUUCUAAAGCUGGAAAAGAGGCUGGAUGACAACCUGAUGUACCUGCGAGAUGCUCUCCCUGAAUAUAGUACAUUUGAUAUGAAUAUGAAACCUGUGUCUCGUUUGGCCCAUGAAGAAAUCCCUGUAAACAAGCUGCAGGUACGAAUGAAACCUAAACCGUGGUCAAAACGGUGGGAAAGGCCACAAUUCAACAUAAAAGGAAUAAAGUUUGAGCUACCUGAGAAAACAAUGAAAGAAGCAAAGAAGUGGAGCAAGCCCUGGCUAGAGUUUGAUAUGCUGCGAGAAUAUGAUACUUCAAAAAUAGAGGAAAAAAUUUGGAAAGAAGUGAGCGAAGAGCUUAAAAAAUAAUAAUGGCUUUUGCACACUAGGAAUUAUGGAGAAAUUUAAUAUUUACUUUGAAUUUACUCUUUAGAUUAUUGGUUGUCAAGUUGGGGGUUUUUUUUAUAUGCAUAGGCCAUAUAAGCAAUAAAAGCAAUAAAGUUAACCUUUCCAGAAGGUUUUAAAGUGUACAGACUCUCGUGGUUGAGCACUGACUUUGUGUUUCUGAAAACAGCCACUUCUUUUGCUGAGCCUUACAGAAUGGUUUAAGGUGGAAGGGAGCUUAAAGAUCAUCUAGUUCCAACCCCCUGCCCCAGGCAGGGACACCUUCCGCUAGACCAAGUUGCUCAAAGCCCCAUCCUACCUGGCCUUGAACCUGGCUCCUUUUUUAAAUUGCAGUUCAAGAGGUGGGUUUGUAUCACCCAGCCCCGUUAGCUGCAUUGUCACUUCCAAACACGUCUGCUGCUUCUCUCUUUGCAGAGUAGGGAGGGGCCAGUUGUAGAACUGCUUGACUUCAGCAGCGGGCUAUAGCAGGGAAGUAGAGAUGUCUGAGCCAACUGGACACUCAGCAUAAGCACGGUUUAGUUUUCCCAUUAAAAAAAGUUUCCUGUUUCUGAAACAAGUGUUACUGCUCUGCCAACAGAGCAGCAAAUACAAAUGCUCUGAGACCAGUUUUGAAGAGCUGAACCAGAUUAGCUGAGACAGACUAUGCUCUUCAAGCUAAAUCAUGUGAAUUAGUGUAAGGUUCAAGAUAAAUGCUCACAGAGUGUCAGGUACUGGGACAGCUGGUUUCACAAAAUUACACAUCCAGAGCAGAAGCACCCAGGGGUUCCGAGCUCAAGUGUAAACUGCGUUCCUGUGCUUACAAGUCAUUGCACAUGACCUUUCUUCCAGAAAGAGCCAUCUACAGAGCUAAAUUGUGAUUUUCGUAACAGCACAAGGCUGGCUGCUUCAGGAGCAACAGCUGGGAUAGGACAAGAACAAGAUAAGCAGUAAGGUCAGGAGCUGGUGGUGGUUGCUGAUGACCCAUUGCAAUGUUGUUGGCAUUCUGAGAGGAAAAGCAACAGAAAUUCACCAUUAUUAGAAAGCAGGAAUUGGAACAUCAAAUCAUAACUCCUAGAGGUAAUGAAGGCUAAUGGUGCCUGGGGGUUUUUUAUGCUUCUAAUAACAUUCCUGUCACCUGUUAGAGAACUGAAUUGUAGGAGUCAUUAACACAGCAAAAUAUUUUUACUCCAUUUAUCAAAAUAAAACAUUUUAAAAAUCA